UGUACAGAACAUUUGAAGAGGCACCUGAGCACACAUGGUUCAAAGAGAAACAGUGCCCAGAUCCCAUCCUUCCAUAUGGUCUGCUUUGUAUAGUGAUUUUCCUGAGACUCACUCCUGAGGCAUGGUGCAGGGAUGGAUGUCAUUUCCCAGGUCUCCUAUGAAAGUCACCCCACUUAAAUUCCACAGGAUAAAGGAGUACCUCCACCACAGUUAGAACCUAAGGCUUUAUUGGCCAGAAGAAUAAAUACUUCAGGACCCCAUGUAAAGGGAUACUAGCAAUGUUCUGGGCAUUGUGCUCAGGAGCAGUGUAGUGUCUGGGCCCAGAGGAAAUGUACCAUCUGUUGAAUUUGCUCCUCAAUCCACAGGUCCUGACUCCCCAGGAGCAAUCGAAUCAUGUGAAACAGGAAGAAGCUGCAGGGUUGAGUAUUAGCAUUUUCAUGACACCUGACUGAAGACAGAUUUAUCUGAAGAGAAAUUUAGAACAGACCCAGAUACACCAAGACAGAGCUCUGCCAUUGCCAGCUCUUUUCAGGGAACAGAAGAAAAUGCUACAGGCCCAGGAUCCCCUGACAUUUCACGAUGUGGCUGUGGACUUCACCUGGGGGGAGUGGCAGCUCCUGGACUCCAAUCAGAAGAACCUGUACAGGGACGUGAUGUUGGAGAACUACAGCAACCUGGUGUCAGUGGGGUAUCAAGCCAGCAAACCAGAGGCACUCUCCAGAUUGGAACGAGGGGAAGAACCAUGGACAAUACAGGAUGAACUUCACAGUCUAGUCUCUCCAGAACUCAGGAAAGUUGAUCAUCCUCUGCAGCAUCACCUGCAAAGUCAAAGCACUCAGAAGAAUGUAGACCAAUGCUGUGAACAUAAUAUGUUUGCAGAUAUUGUUAUUCAGAGCAAAAGGAAAUACCUACUAAAGCAAAAUCACAAUAUGUUUCAGAUAUGUGACAAACGUUUAGAAUCAAAUUUAAGUUUUGAAAACCAAAACAGAAGCUAUAACUUGAACUCUGUUGAGUUGAAUGGAGAUGGGACAUCCAUUCUGUAUGCUAGCAAUGGACAAUUUUACAGUGAAAUCACAUUGCCUGUCAGUGCCAAAUCCAUUAAUAAUAAGUCCCAGAUCAUCAUAGAGAAAGCCCACUUAUGCAUUACAUGUGGGAAAGCCUUCAUGAAGAUAUCUCAGCUCACUGAUCAUCAGAGAGUUCACACCAGAGAGAAAAUUUAUGGGUGCAGUCUGUGUGGGAAAGCCUUCAACAGAAAAUCCAGGCUCACUGAACAUCACAGAAUUCAUACAGGCCUGAAACAGUAUGAAUGCACUGAAUGUGACAAAACCUUCCUCAAGAAAUCACAGUUCAAUAUACAUCAGAGAACUCACAUGGGAGAGAAACCUUAUACAUGUAGUGAAUGUGGGAAAGCAUUCAUCAAAAAGUUUUGGCUCAUUUGUCAUCAGCGGACUCAUACAGGUGAGAAACCAUAUGAGUGCAGUCUAUGUGGGAAGAACUUCUGUACAAAGUCUAAUCUCAAUAAACAUCAAAAAACUCAUACAGGAGAGAAACCUUAUAUAUGCAGUGAGUGUGGAAAAGCCUUCAUUGAGAAGAAUCAUCUUAUUGCACAUCAUCGAACUCAUACAGGAGAGAAACCCCACGGAUGCGGUCUGUGUGGAAAGACCUUCCAUACAAAAUCUAAUCUCAAUAAACAUAAAAAAAUUCAUACAGGAGAGAAACCUUAUAUAUGCAGUGAAUGUGGAAAAGGCUUUAUCGAGAAGAGGCGUCUCAUUGCACAUCAUCGAACUCACACAGGAGAGAAACCCCAUGGAUGCGGUCUGUGUGGGCAGACCUUCUCUACAAAGUUCAGUCUCACUAUACAUCAGACAACUCAUACAGGAGAGAAACCUUAUAUAUGCAGUGAGUGUGGAAAAGGCUUUAUCAAGAAGAGUCAUCUGAUUGCACAUUACCGAACUCAUACAGGAGAGAAACCUUAUACAUGCAGUGAAUGUGGGAAAGGCUUCUCAACGAAGGAUUGCCUUAUAGGACAUCAGCGAACUCAUACUGGACACAAGCCCUAUGUAUGUAAUGUGUGUGGAAAAGGCUUCACCAUGAAGCGUGAUCUCACUGUACAUCAGCGAAGUCAUACUUCAGAUAAACCAUAUAUGUGCAGUGAAUGUGGAAAAGGCUUCAUUGUGAAGCGUGGUCUGAUUAUACAUCAGCGAAUACACACAGGAGAGAAACCCUAUGUAUGCAGUGAAUGUGGAAAAGGCUUCCCAGUGAAAAUGCAGCUGAUUGUGCAUCAACGGACUCAUACAGGAGAGAAACCUUUUUUAUGCAGUGAAUGUGGGAAAGGCUUCUCAACGAAGCAUUGCCUUAUUGGACAUCUGCGAACUCAUACUGGAGAGAAGCCGUAUGUAUGUAAUGUGUGUGGAAAAGGCUUCACCGUGAAGCGUGCUCUCACUGUACAUCAGCAAAGUCAUACUUCAGAAAAACCAUAUAUGUGCAGUGAAUGUGGAAAAGGCUUCAUUGUGAAGAGUCGUCUGAUUGUACAUCAGCGAAUACACACAGGAGAGAAACCCUAUGUAUGCAGCGAAUGUGGAAAAGGCUUCCCACAGAAAAGUACUGUAGGUAUCCAUCAGCAAACUCAUACUGCAGAGAAGCCAUACAAAUGCAAUAGGUGUGAAGGCUUCAGGAAGAAGACAUGCCUUGUGCAACAUCAGAGAUUUCACUCAGGAAAGACUUCCUUUGCAUUUACUGAAUGUGGAAAAUUCUCAUUGAGCAAAAAUGCCAUUAUCCAUCAGAGCAUUCACAAGGGAGAGAAAUCCUGUGAAUCUAAUGAAUGUGGGAAACCUUUCGCUACAACCUCAGGACUCAAUGUUCAUCAAACAAAACAUAUAGGAGGGAGGCCAUAUGGGUGCAGCGAUUGUGGGAAAGCUUUUGCCCACUUGUCAAUUUUUAUUAAAUAUAAGAGAGCUCACAGGUAGUUACUUUGGGGAGAGCUUCUUGCCAGUUCUAGGCCCUCAAGAUAAUAGUAUGCAAUGAAGAAUAACUUAAUGCAAAAAGAGAAAGAAAAAAUAAGUUAAUGCAAGGAACGUGGUACUGUCUUUGUUGGUCAAUUAUCUCAUAUUUUAUAUUGGAAAAAAUUGUAAAACUCAGAGAUAGUCAGCCUUGAUGAAAAUAUUUUAGGACAUUAUAUGUCUUAAAAAUUUAUACAGACUAGGAAAUUCUUUAAUGAGAAGUAGACCCUAUCAUAUGUGAUUAAUAUUAGAUAUCAUGAGUGAAUGAAUGAAUGAAUAUUUCUAAUUUUGGGAAAGCGUCUGCCCCAAAGUAAUACCUCAGUAGAUGUCAGUUCACACGAAAGAGAUACUUUUCUCUGGCAGUGAAUAUAGCAUGGUUUGCAGUAAUUUAUGUUGCCUCAUCGUUUGCCAGGAAAUCCAUGUAGAUUUCAAAUAACUUAUGAAAACAUCCAAUUUGGUGGUCUUUAGCAAAACUUCAGAUAACUUAGUGAAGGAGAAAAGCCUUGAAUGAAAACACAUUCUGUCACAAGUCUAAACAAGUAGUUUACCUCACAAGAAAUUGUGGACAGGAUACCUUCAGCUAUAAUUUUAGUUGCCUUGCCAUUGACUUUAUAAGUUUUAAACAGUUGCAGGUACUGUCAUCAUGGAUUAAAGUUUAAUAUAUACAACACAGGAGUGGUCUUAUGCCUGUUUCAUUAUGUAACCAAUUUUUGCAUUUUAGUUCCAAGUUUGUGUUAUUUCAGAAUACUUGAAGUACUUGAAAAUGAAAGUGAAUAUAUUCAUUUCAUAAGGAUAACAACAUAUCUUAAUGUGUUUAACCAUGUUUAUAAGUAGCAUCAGUGGUAUAUAAAAUUAAUAUAAAUAUAAUGGUUUUUUAAAAAUAACUUUUACUUUUGAAAUAAGUUUAGAAUCAUAAAAACUGAAAUUUUGUACAGAUUUCCCAAAUGCCUUUCAGGUGGCUAUUCCCAAAGGUAAAACCUUACAUAGUCACAGUUCAUUAUCAAGUAGAGGAACGUGAAAUUGUUACAGUGCUGUUAUCUACAGGAUUUAUUUGUAUCUUCAGUUUUAACAUGAUCUCAGUUUUGUUUGGUUUUUAUAUAGUUUGAAGAAACUUUAUCACCUACAUAGGUUAUUGUAACCAACACCACAGUAGAUAUUCAGAAUUUUUUGUUAUCACAAACUCCCUUCAUAGUCCCAUCCUUUUCCCAACCCUAACUUUUGGCAUCACAAUUCUCUUUGUAUCUAUAAUUUUGUCAUUUAUACAAUAUCAGAAAAAUGGAGACAUUUAGCAUGAGCCAUUUUGAAGUUGGCUAUUUGACCUUGUGAGAUAUAAAAAAUACGUAUGUGCAUCCUGGUCUCUGUCCACAGUACCUGGAACAGAACUCCUGAAAUCCUUGUAAAUUUGUAAGUGACAACAGCACUAGGAGCUUCUUUUGUUUCACUGUGGCUACUCUGGUUGGAAACUAUCCCCCCCACACACAUCCAGAGAAGGGUGAGAGUCUGGAAAUGGAAUUAAUAAUCAAUCAUGCCUAUUUUAGGAACCCUCCAUGAAAAUCCCAAUAGGAGGAGGUUUGGAGAGCUUCCAGGUGUUUGAAGACAUCCAAGUAUGAGGAGGGCUAUGCACCCUAACUUCAUAGGGACAGAAACUCCUGUGCAUAAGACCCUCCCAGACCUCGCACUAUGUAUCUCUUCACCUGGUUGUUUAUCUGUAACCUUUAAGAUACUCUUUAAUAAAGUUGUAAACAUAA
Miniopterus natalensis is the source of this 4747-nucleotide messenger RNA. RefSeq lists its product as uncharacterized. The record is from RefSeq and is a predicted model, not a curated record. NCBI's taxonomy places the organism in Eukaryota, Metazoa, Chordata, Mammalia, Chiroptera, Miniopteridae. Gene Ontology annotation, cellular component: nucleus. Gene Ontology annotation, molecular function: DNA-binding transcription factor activity, RNA polymerase II-specific. Gene Ontology annotation, biological process: regulation of transcription by RNA polymerase II.